Molecule: messenger RNA, 972 nt
Organism: Rotaria sp. Silwood1
Lineage: Eukaryota; Metazoa; Rotifera; Eurotatoria; Philodinida; Philodinidae
Source: the annotation of a GenBank genome assembly
AUGAAACUUCUAUUAGGAUUUUUUGCAACACCUCCGAACAUCAACUUAACUAAUGAUGAUAAAUGUUUGCAAAUUGAUAUACCAGGCGCUGAUCUUACCGUCGGGAAUAAAAAAGCAAACAUGUUACAUCUAGAAAACAUAGUCAAAACUUAUAAUAGUAAAUUUGAUCAUGCAUUAGUUAUGUCUGAUUUAAAUCCUUCUGAUCGUCAAAAUUACAGAUCUUGUGAAAAGGUCAGUAGCGAUGAAGUUUUAGCAAUUUUAGAAUCAAAUGAUGAUACAUAUGCUACAUUUCUUUAUAUUAAAUUACUUCGUUACAUAAUUGAUGCAUUUAUAAACAAAGCUACUUCGAUUAGAGAUCGUCUCUAUUUCGCUUGGACAAUAGUCUUCGUCUGUCGUCUAUGGAAAGCAUGGUUGAAUUUAGAAUUCAAAUCAUCAACUCAGAAAAUUCAUGAAGGCAGCUUACCAUCGGAAUCAUUACAAAUUCCAUUGUUUAGCAACCAAUCACGUGAAAGUAUUUUUAGAAGUUCCAGAUCCUUAACUGGAACACAAUCAACAAUGGUGAAUUUCACUGUGAAGGAAGCAUUAAGUGUUGAAACAUACAACAGCUUGAAGAAGUCAAAUCGAGUUACCGACUCAGCAACGUCAAAAACGUUCACAGAUUCUGAUUCAGAUAAUGGCGAUAAUGAUGACUUUAAUAGUAAUGAUGAUGAAGAUGAAAAUCAGUAUGGAAUUUCAAUGAUAAAUGAUGACGAUGAUAUGCCAGAUAACAUUCUGCAAUCAAAUAGAACCGAUUUUUCUGGUAUGCAAAUAUUUGAUUCAAUUGAUCAAGCACAUAAAAACUCAUAUUUUGAAGUUGAAAUUAAUAACAAAAAAAAAUUUCUACAUAAACAAACAGCAUGUUGGUAUUUGACCGAAGGAAAAGGUCAUUUAUCUAGUGACCGUCUGUCGCGUAUGAAACAGACGAGCGGAUAA